ACUGCCGCCCGGCGCCCUCCCGCGUCCGAUCCGCGAAAUCAAUAACGCCACAACACAAAAAACCUAUUCAAAUCUAGAAAAAACAACAUUAAACCAGUACAAACCAGUGAACAAUUAUAAACUAUAUCUGUGAGUUUAAAUACCAUUAGUGAUGCUAAAUAUUUCAGUUAUAACUACCAUCAAACAUAUGAUCGUUUAUUAAAAUAUAGAUCGUGAGUUAUUCCCGUUUAUUGUAAAUUAUUUUAUGUUCGUAAUAUAAAGCCCUGACCACUAAUCUAUCGGCAAUCAUUGUGAUAAUAUGAACAAAAUGCAAGAAAAGUGAGUUUUUGUUUAACAUAAAUGUAUGGGAGGUGAUCGGACGGGCAAACUAUGACGUCACUCAAGCACGGCGUCAAUUUAAGCAGGAGGGCAUGCAGGCACACUCUUGGCCUGGUCAUUGGUGCCGCUAUUCUGGCUGUGUCAAGCUCAAAUCCUAUAGAGAGUACUGCGCAAACAACUCCGUCCAUUGCAGCCGAUGGGAUCUCCACGUAUCCAGGACUUGGCUUUGGUCCCAUGGGUCCCGUGGCUCCUCUACCUGGCGAGCCACCCGGAACCCAGCUGCGACAGAAGCAAGAGACCACGACAGACACUUCCGUCACCGAGGAGCCAAAGAAGGCAAGAACACUAGUGAUAGCUGCGUUCGAGUUCCAUCGAGUUGAGACACCGUUCCUGAUUGGUCUGUGGAUAUUCUUUGCCAGCCUUGCUAAGAUUGGAUUUCACAUGACACCGAAGUUAUCCAAAAUAUUUCCUGAGUCCUGUCUCUUGAUUUUUGUUGGAGUUCUCAUCGGCGCUUUACUCCUCAGCACACACAGCGUCCACGUACAACCGCUCACUCCAGACACGUUCUUCCUCUACAUGCUGCCUCCCAUCAUCCUGGAUGCUGGUUAUUUUAUGCCCAACCGACUGUUCUUCGAUCACCUGGGAACUAUACUUUUGUUCGCAGUUGUUGGAACUGUCUUCAAUACUUUGACUAUUAGCCUAUCUCUAUGGGCGUGUGGACAAACUGGGAUGUUUGGGUUCCCGGCGCCAUUGCUCGACAUGAUGCUGUUCGGGGCUCUCAUAUCUGCCGUGGAUCCUGUGGCAGUUCUAGCUGUGUUCGAGGAGAUCCACGUUGACGAGGUGUUAUACAUAGUCGUGUUUGGAGAGUCGCUACUAAAUGACGCGGUAACCGUUGUCCUCUACCACAUGUUUGAGGCAUAUACGGAAAUGGGACCAUCGAACUUGGUGUAUACAGACUUCCUAGCGGGUCUGGGAUCAUUUGUGGUUGUGGCGUUCGGCGGAACUUGUAUUGGGGUCAUCUGGGGCUUCGCCACCGGUCUUGUGACCCGGUUCACAAACGAAGUUAGAGUAAUAGAGCCUAUAUUUAUAUUUGUGAUGGCGUAUCUUGCAUAUUUAAAUGCAGAAAUGUUUCAUAUGAGCGGGAUUCUUGCCAUAACUUUCUGCGGUAUAACUAUGAAAAACUACGUGGAGGGUAAUAUAUCGCAUAAAUCCCACACAACAAUUAAAUAUACGAUGAAGAUGCUCUCGUCGUCGUCGGAAACCAUUAUAUUCAUGUUCCUAGGUGUUGCCACCGUCAAUAACACCCACGUGUGGAAUACGUGGUUUGUUCUGCUAACUAUUGUGUUCUGCUCAGUAUUUCGUAUUAUAGGUGUGUACAUAUUUAGCGCAGUAGCAAAUAAGUUCCGCUUGCAUAAAUUAAAUACUGUUGAAAAGUUUGUUAUGUCUUAUGGAGGUUUACGCGGUGCUGUCGCAUUCGCCCUGGUGCUGUUAAUCGACCCAAAAGUGGUGAAACUACAACCAAUGUUCGUCACCACAACCAUAGCGGUUAUAUACUUCACUGUCUUCAUUCAGGGCAUCACGAUAAAACCACUGGUGAAGAUCCUGAACGUAAAAACUGUGGAGAAAAGAAAACCAACAAUGAAUGAACGAAUUCAUGAGAGGUUUAUGGACCACUUGAUGGCGGGAAUUGAAGAUAUACUGGGAAAACAUGGAAACCAUCACAUUAGGGAUAAAUUCAAGAGAUUCGACAAUAGAUUUAUAAGACCUUUCUUGUUGAGGAAUUAUCAGGGAGCUGAACCGAAAAUUCUAGAAACUUACUCUAAGUUAGCAAUGAAAGACGCCAUUGAGUAUAUGCAAAGAAAUGCAUCAACUAUUGGAAAUAUAUCUGGGGCUGAAUCUAUGUCAGCAAUAUUUAAAAACUAUACGAAUGCCAACCUCAAUGGAAGUCCGAGUUUCAGUCAAUUAGAUUCGUCAACAUGGAACAUUGACAUGCAGGAGCUGGAGUAUAAUCCGUCCAAGAAAGACUUGACCGACGCCAGAAUCCAUCAUUUACUAGCUGAAGAGCUAUGCAAGCCUUACAGACGGCAUCGCCGACUCAGUUACAGCCGACACGCUGUCAAUGAUAAGGACCUGGGGACACAAGUUAAUUAUAAAACACACAUGAAUAUACGUAGACUUGUUGGUGAUAGAAAGCAUCACCACAAACGCAGUAAGCGAGGGAAACAGGAUGGCAAAAACCAUGUCUCCUUCCCAGAAUUCCAGCAAAAUGGUUCGGCAAAACAGUUCACGCACGGUAAAAAAAAGUAUUAUAGAUUAGAUUAUAUAGACGAGGUUCUUCAGGAAGACGAGGAAGUACCACGCCGGGAUAUUGAUGAUGCCGGUAUAACAUUCACAGCCAAAUCUCCACCGGGAUUCAACGAAGUUAGCCCAACGUCUUCGCAUAAGGAGAACAGUAGCUCUCUCCUCAAUCAGUUGGCAAAUUUGCCCGGAUUCAAUCCGCUUAAAGCGAGGAUUGUUAAGCAAUAUGCUAAAACACCGGAGGAGAUACUACCAACGGCUGUCGAGAAAUCACUACCGUGGAGAAGAGACAGGUCCUCGUAUAACUUUGUUCCCAACGAAGACAUUCUGGAAGAGGAUGAAAGAAGAAUAUCACAUGAUAAUGAAACGUACAUGAUUGUUGGUGACCAAGCGAGGGUUGCUACCCCAACAGCUACGGAGACUAUGUUGCCAUGGAAACGAGAGGAGGCUGAGGGAAGCGGCGCCCUCAAACAAUCAGAGUUCCCCUCUUGGGCUUCUAAUAAAGAAUACCUGGCGUAUUCUUCGCCAUCGGCUACAUUUUUAGGUGGCAUAGAAAAGCCGAAACAUCCAAAAUCUAUCAUAGGUCUGUUCAGAAGAGAGAGUUCUUGUUCAACACAAGGUGGUUCGGAGAAGCCUGUGAUGUCAGAUUCUGAGAAAGCAGACUCUUUGAAGGGAGAGAGUUCUUCGAAGGGAGAAACGAGUGGGCAGCGACAAGGACCGAGCAUGCUGUCCAAGAGAAGUACUAGCCUCGGAGGACCAUCGGUGCUACUCAUGGAGGAUGUCGCUCACUCAGACCCUCUGGGCGCGUCUUCGAGGCCGGCCAGUAUCAUGCAGGGACCACAUCGAGGCCAUUGCAGGCGAGGAUCCAUGCUUGAAUUGACUGGGUCACUAUCACGGGACGCAAUUAGCGAAGAGAAGGGUUGCAAGUCGCUACCAGAAAGUGAAAGAAUGGGAGUACGCCGUCUCACUCUUGGCCAGCAAAGCUUGCCUCGGGAGCCUUUCAACAGGCAACGUACCCUAACAACCAACGUCCUCACCAGCUCAUCAUCCGAUGAUUCGUCGGAUGACAACACCUGAGUAUCACGACGUGGUGACCCCGAUAGGUUGCCACUACUUAAGUAUAGGACUUUGGACUAAAUGGACCUUAAGUGUGUGAACAGUCGGAAGGUUUGAAAUUCUAGGAUUUGAAAUGAUGAAGGGUAUAUCCGGUAUAUACUUAUACUUUAAUUAUGUCUUAAACUCACUGUUCCGGUGUCAAUUCCUAGAAUACUGUGCAUGCAGAGAAGGACGUGAACUGUUAUGUUGGAGAGAAGAGUGUGUAUGCAGCUGAACUCAAGAGUUUUGUGAUGAGUUCAGUGUCGUUAAGUCGUGAACUAUUCGUUCCGUUACCUACAUUCUUGACAAAGAACAUCAAGAAGAGUGUGUGGUUUUUCAGAGCAUCGUUGACGUGAGGCUCUCAUCUCAUCUCAGAGAUUAUGUUUCGGAAUUCCUAUGUAUAUUUAUUCUUCGAAAUCGUUGAAGGCAAACAUCAUAAGGAAAUCUAACCAGAAAAGAAAUUCUAAUGUUAUUUGUGAAAUUGACCAAAACGCACUGGGCAAAGAAGGCUUUGAAAAUUUGAAAUAAUAAAUAGCUGGUACCUACAAAUACCUGAUGUGUGGUUAUCGAUAAGUCGCGAACUAGGCACAUCUAUUCCUAGCAUUGAUGAUUGGCAUAAAUCACCGGCAAACGAUACAUAAUGAGGUAUAAUUAUGUAAAGUAAGUAAGUAAGUAGUAUAAAAAUAUAUACCUAAGUACUUACUUAGGUAUAUAUUUUUAUAUACAGGAGAACAAAUACGUUCUAAGUAGAACGUAUUUGUUCUCCUGCAGCUGUGGGUGGACGCCAGCUAGGUGCAUUUUGGUGUUCACGUUUAAAUACUAAACAAGUGACACUAAACAUCUUAUAUCUCAAAGUGACGAGCGUAAUAACUACGAUACCGCUUAGAAUUUUAGUAGAACCAAUCAAAAAAGCGUCGGUGUCGCAAUAGGUUGAGCCACCACUAUGCUUGAGAAGAGAGUAUGGGCUGAGGUGAUCACUUACCAUCAGGUGACCCGUAUGCUUUUGUCCUCCUCUUCUAUAAAAAACCUGAGAGGCACUUUAUAGAUAAACAUAUGGGCGUAUGAGUUACCAACAUCUGUUCUCAUAAAAAAUCUCUAAGGUAUUAUUGUCUAAACAAAAUUAGGGAAAUUGAAAUAAUGAUCAACAUUGUCAAAAGUAGUAGAUGUGUUACCUCAAAGGUGAACAAAAUUGUAUCUGAAGUUGGUUAUCAGAAAUUUGUAAUUUCAUCAAUUUAUAUUUUUAUUCUAUUGUUAUAUCCGUACGUACGAACCGAGGAACUACAUUAUUACAGAAAUGCUUGUAGGUAAUGCUAUAGUUUUUAAUAACCAUUGUACCAUAAUUAUAAUUCUUGUAAAUACUUUGACGCUUAUAGUUUUCGUGAAUUCUGUUGAAACUGUAUUGCUGUGAACUGUACCUACAAAAUAUUGCUUUUAUUUUACGAAACGUCCUCAACAGUAUUUUUCUAUUGUAUUUAUAACUAGUAGUAAUUUACGAGCACAAAAAAUAUCAACAUUUUUAACACAGUAACUCUUGUACUCUCUGAACUGGACGUAAUUCCAGAAAAUCGAUCCAAACCACCAUCAUGUCGAAAUUGAGUAAAGAACACAAAACUGGUCACGUGAUUCAUAUGACUGUGACUGAUAAAAAAUGGCAGCCCUACUGUCACUCUUUGAAUGACAUCAAGACUUAGUAGCCUAACCCACAUGUAUUUAAUACACAUAAUAUAUUUAUUAAACGUUAAACACGAAUUCCUUAAAAUUUGUGGCUUGGAACGUUUUUAAGGAACUACGUCCAACUAUGAACAUUAUGGAAUACAAGUGGCCGUAUGCUUCUUUACCUAUGGGAGCCAGCUUUCAUAAACUCUCACAUUCGCAAAAGAAAAUAUAUCUACAAUACACAGAAGAUCAUGAUCUAAUUGGCUACAGUUUAUGUAUAAUUCCAAAUUUGGCGAGUUUUUUUUUAUUGUUCAAAGUUAAGUCUUAUCACAAACUCUUCAAUAUAAUAUAGGGUUAAAACUGAAUAAACUGAGUAUCCCGUACCACGAAGUAUGAGGUAAAAAAUAUUGUACCUGAUUGAUAGAGGUUUAGUCAACGAUUAUAAUGAUACCACUCUAAUUACAAUGUAAUGCACCAUUUCAGAGAAAACAGCAUUAUAACCUAACUUCAAGUUACGACACUUUCAAGGGUUGGGACAUUUUUAUGGGGAGGAAAGAAAGGGAAACGCCUAGAAUCCGUUUCAUGCACUCGCCGGCUGCUACCGCGGCACGCUACCCUCAGCUCGUGCGUUGUUUUAACUGUUCGAAACUAACCAAUUUUUAUAAAUUAUAGUUAAUAGAGCUUUGGUCCACGGUCAUAGUGCUACUAAUCUUAUUACAAGAUAAUGCACAGUUUUCAAGAUAAUAACGAUAAUACGAUAAAUAAAUAAAAUGAACUAAUAAAAAGUAAAUCUAAAAGUUAAAUAAUUGUAAUUUUCAAAUUUUCAAACAAAUAAAUUAUACAUUGAGGAAAGAAUAUUUUUUUUUACGUACGACUUCCAAAUGGCUGGUGUGGGACUAGUAGGCACGAAGUAGGUGUCAGUGUCUACGCUAGCGCGCGGCUACUAAUACUACUUACAGCAUGUUCCGAAAUGAUAUUAUGCAAAAUUGAUUUAUUUAGGUGAGCAAUUUAUUUUUAUUUAGGAAUUUUCUAUAAUUAUUUACAAUUAUUUUGUUCAUUCAAUAUCGCCAUUAAUGCAACGCUGUAUAAAAUCCUUAAUGUAUUUUAAUAAGAUAAGUUUGUGCUUGCAAGGUUCUCGUUGAUAUAGUAAUUUAGAUUGAUAAUCUUAUCAGCGUCAUAGAAAAAAGAUUUGGUGUAGAAUUUAUUAGGGAAUUUUGUAGAUAAGUAAGGUACAAGUUGCCACUGACAAUAUUAAUCCAAGUAGAUUAGAAUUCAUGUACAUAAUGUUACAUAGAUAUUAUUAAGUAUUGAAUUGCUUUAUAGUACAAGAUUUCUUAUUACAAUAUCAUUGAAAAUAUUGGUUUAAUUUGAAUUUUUAUAUUAUGUUUGUGCUCCAUGGAAAUCCAUCCAUCUUUCUUUACAUGAGUACCUAAUAAUUUAUUUUAAUGCAUCAGAAGGCCUAAUAUUAUAAGCCGAAUAUGGAAAGAAGAAAUUGCUUGUAUACUUAUUUAUGGAUGAAAGAAUUAUACUUCCUUGGCGUAACAAAAAAAAAAUCUUAGCAAACAAUAUUUCUUGUACUGUUUUACGUAAGUAGAAAGAAAAAUAUUGUGAUAAAGAAGGUAUUGAUACACACAACCAAUGAAAAGUUAUUAAGCCGCAUAAUUUAGUUAAUUAAGUCUGAAGUCUGACAUAAAUGGUGCAGUUGAAGAAGUAACGUCAGGAUGUAGAAUUUGCGUGACGGUGUGCGAGCGCAUCGUAAAAUUGCACUCUGAUAAAUUUGCCGUAACGCGUCAAAAGAAGUAUAACUUUUAAAUCUACAAAUGUGAAAAUUACAUUAAGGUGACUUUAAUAUUAGAUACCACAGAUAAUACGAAAUAUUAUACUCACCGAUUUUUUUGUAAUUCACAUAGGUGAGUGUGGCUGAAGCACGUUCGUAACAUAAAAUUGUAUGGCAAAUACUUAAAGCACAAUAUAAUAUUUUAACCUACUUUAUAAGAGUAUUUUGUUAAGACCCCUAAGUUUUAUUUAACAAGCCUGAAUUAGGUGUAAUUAGGUAACGAAUAGACAAAUAGUAGAAUUAGGAAAAUUUGAAAAAAAAGUAGAAUAAAGUUAUGCAAAAGGAAUGUUAUGACAUUAAAUAAAAUAUGUUUUAUAAUAAAGAGCUGAGUAAAAGGCCUCAACUUACAGUUACCACUAAAAGAUUUCAUUCUAUUGUCUAUUUUUAUGCUAUUUCAGUUCGUAAUCGAUGUUUGAGUAUUAAUUAAUUAUUACUUUAAUUAUCAGCUUAUCGGAUUGCAAGAAAACCAAUUAAUUUUAGCUCAAGGUAUAAUUUUAAGUUAAGAUGUAGGUAAUUUCCGUAAAUAAUAUCAAUAGUAAAAAAUUUAAAUGGUCACUGUUUUAUGUAGGUAGAAAAUUGGUAAAGGAUUGUUAACUUUUCUAGAUUGAGAUAAAAAAUGUUUGGCAGUUGGCAACUACGGUCUUCCCACGAUAGUUCGCGGUCCGAACUGAUGAAAUUGUAACGUCGUAUUACCAUGUGUUACUUAUGUAACAGAAUCUUCUGUCUAAAAAUAACUAUUUGGGCUAUAUUAGUGUGCAGAACAUUGCCUUAUGCGAACAAAUAAAGUAAAAAUUAAUAUACAUUCAAGGAGCAACUACCUAAUAGAAUAGUUUAAAUCAUAGUGUAAAUCCACCGUUAUUCGUAGGUCGCUUAUUAGUAUACGUCUUUCUAUUAUGACCUAAUUUUCACAGUGUUGCCUGUGUACAUUUGUUUUAACUGAAAGUCCUCCUGAGUUAGCAGAAAAAUAUCAGUAGGUAACAAGCAAAUUCAAUUAAUAUAAUAUGUUUAAAUAUAUUAUAUACUUUCGUAUAAAUAGAUCGCAGAAAUAGCUUUGAAAAGCAAGAUUACAUUAAUUGCGGAUGAAUUUAAUAAAAAUGACGUUACAAAACAUUUUUGCUCUUGGUGCUCAAUAUUCUGUCUAGAGAUGUUAAUAAUCUGAGUAUUAGAAUAAAUGUAGGCACUGCAGAUGUAUUGCAUGAUAUCAUCCACGUAGAUUACAAGAUUUCAUCUCGAGCCUUAUUCUAGGCACAGGACCACAGGGUCUCAGGGAUAAACUGUAACUUCUACUUAAAUCCUAUCGUAGUAAAUAUAGUUACGUAAUAAAUUAUACCUAGUAGCUAAUAAAAUAUUUAUAGCCAAUACGAAAAUGUUAUUCCUAAUGAUGGUGUGUCAAUUGUUGCAUUAAUAGUGCCUAGUAUGAAGCGAUUGGCUCAUUCUUUUACGUUCAGAUAUUGUUACAGUGUAAUAUAGAUAUUAAAAUUAUUAUGGUGUAUAUUAAAUAAAUGAAAUAUGUUGGA
This is a messenger RNA of Leptidea sinapis, 8721 nucleotides long. RefSeq names its product sodium/hydrogen exchanger 3 (gene Nhe2). Gene Ontology annotation, molecular function: sodium:proton antiporter activity. The transcript has 20 exons. Gene Ontology annotation, biological process: regulation of pH; proton transmembrane transport; sodium ion transport. Gene Ontology annotation, cellular component: membrane. The record is from RefSeq and is a predicted model, not a curated record. Lineage: Eukaryota; Metazoa; Arthropoda; Insecta; Lepidoptera; Pieridae. The coding region runs from base 370 to 3693 and encodes 1107 amino acids.